Messenger RNA from Macaca mulatta (Rhesus monkey), 1987 nucleotides. The record is from RefSeq and is a predicted model, not a curated record. NCBI's taxonomy places the organism in Eukaryota, Metazoa, Chordata, Mammalia, Primates, Cercopithecidae.
CAGUCACCUCCCCUUUCUUUCCAAAAUGCACACAUCUGCUUUCCAAAAUAGACCGCAACUAUUUCUAUUGAUCUGGAAGAAGCUUAUACCAGGCAACCCAUUUAGGAGCAGUUGGAUGAAGAGGAAGGAGAGGGAGAUGCUACUCAUCACAUCAGUGUUGGUCUUAUGGAUGCAAUUGUCACAGGUGAAUGGACAACAAAUAAUGCAAAUUCCUCAGUACCAGCAUGUACAAGAAGGAGAGGACUUCACCACGUACUGCAAUUUCUCAACUACUUUAAACAAUAUACAGUGGUAUAAGCAAAGGCCUGGGGGACAUCCUGUUUUUUUGAUAAUGUUAGUGAAGAGUGGAGAAGUGAAGAAGCAGAAAAGACUGACAUUUCAGUCUGGAGAAGCAAAAAAGAACAGCUCCCUGCACAUCACAGCCACCCAGACUACAGAUGUAGGAACCUACUUCUGCGCAGGGCACAGUGCUCCCCAAGCACCUGCUGCCUGUCUCCAAAUCUUGCCCUGGGUCUUCAGGAGCAGAUCAUCCUACUCUCCCCAAAGAGCAGGAGCCAGAGAAAGCCAAAGUCACAAUGUCUGUGAGGAUAUCGAGCAACUCCUCCCCACGGCAGCAGGAAUGCAUAUAGAAAAUCACUCUGUUAAGACCUGGAAGCGUUUAGCAGUUUUAUUUCCUAAAACUUAACUACCGGUUUUCUUCUACACAGGAGUCUCAAAGAAUUCGAAUUGUCUUAGGAAGAAUCGUUGGAUUUUAACAAUUUGUGAUACAGAUAUUUAUAUAAAAAGUCUGAGUUCAUCUUUCAGUGCAGUGGUCCCCAACAUUUUUGGCACCAGGGACCAGUUUUGUUGAAGACAGUUUUUCCACGGAGCAGGGUGGGGAAUGGUUUAGGGAUCCCCCUAACCGUGAGGGAAACUGUUUACCUCAGAUCAUCAGGCAUUAGUUAGAUUCUCAUAAGGAGAGAGCAGCCUAGAUCCCUCGCAUGCGCAGUUCACAAUAGGCUUCGGGCUCCUGUGAGAAUCUAAUGCUGCUGCUGAUCUCACAGGAGGCGAAUCUCAGGCAAUAAUGCUCACCUGCCGCUCACUUCCUGCUCUGCGGCCAGGUUCCUAACAGGCCACAGAAGGUUACGGAUUCCCCGCCGCCGAGGGUUUGGGACCCCUGUUUGGGUGGUAGCAGAGGUUUCCAAGCAGUUUCUUUAAGGUUUUAGCUCAAUUGUAUUGUGGAAGAUUUGAAAAUUAAACAUUUUUCAUUACGUACACGCAACUUAAAAGUUUACGACCAACUCCCUGAAGAGUCACCUCUGUAGAACUCAUCUGCUUCAAUGCAAUGCAGUCCAACAUAGCAUAAAGAUUAUGCGUGCGGUAACCACCUUUCCAGAGAACUGAGUGAAGACAGCUCUUUUUAAAAUGAGGAGUUUAGACGAAACUAGAAGGUGACCCAUGAAGAGAUUUAGGCAUGGUCUCUUUUUCACUCUUCUGACUGCAAUUAUAUUCCCCAAGCCCAGAUGAAGCUGAUGAUUCAAGUUCUGGUAGCCAUGUUCAUUGGUCUAACUACGGGGAAAUGUUAGCCACAGAUUUCAAAGGGUGUUCACUGAUUUGAUUAAUUACUUUAUUUCUCAGUACUUAGCAAAGAUUUUUCUCCUGGGAAAGAGAGGAUAAAAAAUACAACUGUAUUGGAGAGUUUAAACAUUAAAAUCAAGUGAUAUUGGUCAGCUAAAUGGUCAAAUAAAGUUUUCGCACCUUUCUAAUAAAACAUUUUGUAGCCAUAAAAUUGUUGUGAUGAAAAUGUUGUGACAUAAGAGUUAAUUUAAUUUAUCAAAUGAACAAAGUCAAAUACAAAAUAGUAGUAUGACACUUAUAAAACAAAAUAACAUGUAUAUAGAAAAAUAUGGCUGGGAGCACACACAUGUUUAGGUUAAUUUCUAAGAGCACUAUAAUUAUUUAAUAGUUGUUUUCAUCCAUUAUAACAUUUCCAAGGCUAUUUCAGAGU